Molecule: messenger RNA, 2267 nt
Organism: Carassius carassius (crucian carp)
Lineage: Eukaryota; Metazoa; Chordata; Actinopteri; Cypriniformes; Cyprinidae
Gene: cep41
Product: centrosomal protein 41
Exons: 11
Coding region: 139-1263 (374 amino acids)
Biological process (GO): protein polyglutamylation; cilium assembly
Cellular component (GO): ciliary basal body
Source: RefSeq, a predicted model, not a curated record
CUGAGAUAGUAAGAAGGCAAUCAAUGAUUGGAUCCUCAAAUCAACGGACCAAUCCGCGAAGGCGUUGCUCAAACAGACGACGCUUUGAGUUUUGAUCUUGGAAGCUAUCGUUAGCCGCAGAAGCUCAGCUGCUUGAAGAUGUCGGUGAAGCGGGGCUUUGGCGACUCUGCGUAUUUAAAGAAGAGGAUUCCACAGAAUCCAAAAUAUCAACAUGUAAAAACACGACUUGACACAGGCUCCAGCCUGACAAAGUACAUGGAGAGACUAGAGGAGGCAAGGAAAAACUACAGAUAUAGGAAGGACGAGCUGUUUAAAAGACUGAAAGUGACUACAUUUGCACAGCUGGUAAUCCAAGUUGCUUCAGUGUCAGAUCAGAAUGACAACAUUAAAGAUGAAAUGGUGGGAUUAGAAGAUGAUGUGUCAAUAUUCUCUGCAUCACCGGGCCUCGACCGUCUCUCUGAUCAGACGAAUGGCUCCCCUCAGCCGACGCUUCUUCCCCCACAGAGUAUCAACAAUGAUGAAUCCGGCGACACUGCAUUUUCUCCUAGAUCUACACUCCAAAGUGUCAUCAGUGGCGUGGGAGAAAUGGAUCUGGACAAGAACGGACAGAAGAGCAUCCAAAACUCUCCAGUGCCUACCUCCAACAUCCCAGAGUGCCCUUAUCCUGACUGCCCAUAUCUGUUGCUGGAUGUGCGGGACAGAGAACAGUAUGACCAGUGCCAUAUUACCAGCGCAUAUAGUUACCCCAUUGCGACCUUAUCAAGGACAAUGAACCCAUACACGAAAGAAGUUCUCGAUUAUAAAAAUGCAUCAGGGAAGAUCAUAAUCUUGUAUGAUGAGGAUGAGAGGAUAGCAAGUCAAGCCGCCACCACCAUGUGUGAGAGAGGCUUCGAGAAUCUCUUCAUGUUGUCAGGGGGUUUAAAAGUGGUUGCUCAGAAGUUCCCUGAGGGAAUGACAACCGGCUCCAUUCCCAUCUCCUGUCUGCCGUCACCCUCGGGACCUGGAGGUCGUAAACGAUUGGUUCCACAGCAGACGUCACAGCCAGCAGAAAAAAAGUGGCGGUUCACCUCAGAAGACCUCAGCAAAAUCCAGCAUUACCUAGAAGAAGUGUACAUACCCAGUGAGCCCAGCAGUCGUCUAAGCAGCAGAAUGUCCACUAGCAGCGCUCGCUCUAAAGCAUCUACAGCUCGGAGCAGUCGACAAGGCUCGUCCAUAGCAGGAUCAGAAAGUGCUCGUUCACGGAGUAGUCAACCUUGGAAAUAAUCCUCAGCUUCACCUUCAUCAUUGUCAUCUUCUCUCUAAUGCAAAUAAAGCCUUUAUAUUUUCCUUUCUCAAGAUUCCUGUGAACAUGGACACUCUAAACUACUGUGUGUAUGUUUUUUUAAGUUCACUCUUAUUAUGACACAUGCACGUUCUCAGAACUACAUUGGGAGGAACUGAACGUUUCUUGGUUCUGAUAGUACACACAAAUGGCACUGUUUUAACAUCAUUUCAGUUUAUUCACAAAUCUUUGCACUGCAGACUUCAAAUCCAAACUGCAUGUGUAAGAUCUAAAUCUGUUUCGGAUUUGCCACUGUAAAUUUUUUGGCAUAAUUGGCCAUUAAUACUAUAAUAAUGGUACAAGAUCUCUAGGGUUAACACCUUAUCCCUUUUAAUGCAUAUGUAGGUUCUUCUAUAUGUUAUGUAAGUAACAAGCAGGUCUUAGUGGAAGGACUCCACUUCUUGGUGGUCAUCUUUUUUUGCUUUAACUGUGCUAUGACAUGAUGUGUUCAUUGAGCAUGCUGUAUGUUUACUUGUGCAGUAGUAUGCUGCAGUGCUUUAAAAAAUAUAUUAGAUAUGCUGAUCUUGCAUUAAAGCCAGAGCUUCUCUGUUUGUUCAGUGCAUUUAUUUUUAUUGUUAAUGCUUUCCGAGCUGGUGCGGAAUUUUCUUUCAUAAUCGGCAUCUACUGAACUGUGAUUUGAAUGUUAUGAACUGUGCUAUUGCGUGAAUUAAUGAAGAUUAAUGAAGCUUUGUCUGUUGCAGAGCCUGAUGAAGGAACUUAAAGUGCUUUUUUUUCAGUCAUUGUAUAUGUAUGUGUACAUGAAGUGGUAGAAAGUGCUUUGUUGUCUGUGUUUCUGUGCUUAUUGACUGAAAUCAGUUAUCCCUCUUCUGUCAUAGACUUUGUUUUAUUGACCAAUUAAGUAAUUUAAUUUAAUCUAUAAAAUGAAAACUACCUGGUUUGUUAUUUUGUAUUAAAGGCUGAAUAAAAGUCAAUUUUAUAUUGUGUA